AUGAAAUUAAAUAUUUCUACAGUAUGUUUGAUCCUUCUCCUCUCUUCCUCUACCACAAUAGCGGCUCCAACUAGGCGAGUCGGUAGAGGUGAAGACUAUGGUAGUAAAGGCAACAAUGGUUAUAGUCAAGAAAAUAAGAAACGUGGUGAAGAUGACAGCGAAGGUGGAGAUGGAUCAAAUCUCAGUGAAGAAUCAAGUGAUAAGAAGAAACGUCAAGAUGACGAAUCAGGUGGAGAUGGAUCAAAUCUCAGUGAAGCGUCAAUUGAUAAGAAGAAACGUCAAAAUGACGAAUCAGAAUCAGAUGGAGCACCAUCUGUAGUAGAUAAACGUGGUGAAGAUGACAGCGAAGGUGGAGAUGGAUCAAAUUCCAGUGAAGAAUCCAGUGAUGGAUCAAGUGAUAAGAAGAAACGUCAAGAUGAAUCAAGCUCCAGUGAUGUAUCAGGAUCCAGCGAUGGAUCAAAUGAUAAGAAGAAACGUCAAGAUGAAUCAAGCUCCAGUGAU
This is a messenger RNA of Dentiscutata erythropus, 501 nucleotides long. NCBI's taxonomy places the organism in Eukaryota, Fungi, Glomeromycota, Glomeromycetes, Diversisporales, Gigasporaceae. The record is from the annotation of a GenBank genome assembly.